GUUACACGAAAUUCUAUACAACUACUAGAGUCUGUGUUUCGAUGGCCGCUGCUGGCCCGUUGGUCCGCGCAUGCCCUUAUCACAUCGUGGUCUUAUCACCGUUAUCAGUGUUCCGAGCGUCGUCCGAAACCGUUCGCGUCCCGGCGCCGUGCUAUCGAUCCGAUAACGUCCCCGUAGCGUUUGCAUUCCGUUUGCACAGUGCUGUAGCUGCAUUGAUUCCCCCGUUCUCGGACGCUCGUGACGUUCUUCUCCGCAUCCCCCCUCUUCGUCGACAGCCGCCGAUUCUGACCACCAGCCGUCUCGUUGGUUUUUACGAUUUUCUCGCGUCGACAACGAUCCGUCGCACCUGCUCCAGCAUGAGGCGUUUUGCCGGCACCGCUCUCGUUCUGUUCGCGAUCUCCGACGCACUGUUAGCCGCCGUCCUGUCGGACAUCAAUCGAGAAGUCGAGGAGCACCUGAUCAUAUCUAGGUUCAGAGGCGUCACUCCACACGACCACCGGACCGACCCUGGUUACGCCGGCAUAUUGAGUGAUAGCAAUGACAUUGACUCUAUCAAGCAUUCAGAACCUUCUAAAAUAAAGGCUCGCAUAUUUAAUAUUCUUGAAAAAAUGGAUCAUAAUAAAGAUGGAUAUAUUGAUAAAAAAGAACUAACUGAUAAACUAAUGGAAAGUUAUAGAAAAUUAUCAGCUAGUGAAUCCGAUUCCGAAUUUGAAACUAGUGAUCUUGAUGAAAAUGGCUUCAUUACAUGGGACGAAUAUUUGGGCGAUGCUUAUAUGGAGCUUGAAUUUAGGGACGAUAGAACAUUAUUUUAUGCUGCUGAUAUUGACAACGAUGGAAAGUUAAAUCAAUUAGAAUUUCGAUAUUAUUAUACACCUGAAGAUUACCCUCAAAUGAAACCAGCAGUAAUGGUUGGUGUGAUGAGACAAUAUGAUUCCAAUAAAGAUGGAAAAAUUACAUUUGAUGAGUUUCUUGACUAUAGGAAAAAAGGUCUUACUGAAGAAGAGAUGGAACAAGAAAAUUAUAAAUUUACACUUGAACUUGAUACAGAUAAAAAUGGAGUAUUAGAUGAAGAAGAAGUAUAUCAAUGGUUUUUACCAAUGAAUAAGUACAUCAUGUCAGCAGAAAGUGAAGCAGAAAAUUUAUUAUUUAAGGCUGAUAAAAAUAGAGAUGGUACGCUGAGUUUCAAUGAAAUAUUGGAGGGUUAUAAAUAUUUUAUUUCUCCAGACAGCGAAGGACACUACAUAUUUAAAGAUGAAUUAUAAAAUGUUAGUAGUUGCUGGUUAGUUUAACAAAACGAAAAUAGUUAAAUUAGUUACUAAUGUUACUAAUUU
This is a messenger RNA of Sipha flava (yellow sugarcane aphid), 1331 nucleotides long. Its product is annotated as calumenin-B-like. Bases 42 to 1262 code for a protein of 406 amino acids. NCBI's taxonomy places the organism in Eukaryota, Metazoa, Arthropoda, Insecta, Hemiptera, Aphididae. The transcript has 6 exons. Gene Ontology annotation, molecular function: calcium ion binding. Gene Ontology annotation, cellular component: endoplasmic reticulum. The record is from RefSeq and is a predicted model, not a curated record.